GGAAAAUGUUGUUUUCUAUUUCUUUUCCGCAGAUAUGACACUCGGAAUUCAUUUUAAAGAGCUCAGCUACGGUUAUAUUAAUCAGCAAAAACGUGAACAAGAAGAAGAACGCGAAGAAACGGCACAGACGGCUAUCUCCGAGUCGUUACAUGUGUUAUGGCAGGAAAUUAUGGCACGCGGGUUGGAUAUAGAGGGAAUCUUUCGACGUUCUGGGACUGCAGCAGCAAUGAAGCAGCUGCAAGGCCAGUUGGAGGAUAUGAAAAGACGUUCAGGCGAUGAAAAGAAGCACGCACAGGUCGAUCUUUCAGCCGCACCAAUUCAUUGCGUAACAGGAUUACUGAAACGGUAUCUACAACAAAUGAGCGAGCCCGUCAUACCGACCUAUUUACAUGAUACAUUCUUGGAACUGUAUGACGAACAUGACUCGGUGAUUGAAAAGAAGCAGAAGCUGAGAAAAGCUGUGACGUUACUACCAUUGGAACAUUUAAACUUGCUGCAGUUCAUCCUUGAGAUAUGUGAUUGCGUCUGUCAGCACCCAAAAAACCGUAUGACGCCUCAAUCCAUGGCCAUUAUCUUUGCUCCAACGUGUACGCGACUUGAUGGGUUGAUGAAGAUUGCUGAGUAUCCAAUCAGAUCUCGUAAUGGUUUGACGAGAAAACUAUCUAAUCUCCUCGCCACAUUACGGCGACGACAUCGCUUUGAUAUGCAAGAAGCAGCUCUUCCAGAGCGAUUUUCACGGGAUGAUCCGCUUCCAGAACAGAACAUCAUCAAAGCUACGGUAGCAUGGGUUGCCCUGUUCACUUUUAUGAUUGAAUAUGCACCAACAUUCCUCAACUUACAAUCAGACAUCGAAGUAAGUUCUUAUCUCCUCGGCCAACGGAGUUUGUUACUGAUGUUUCUUUGUUUGUUUCCAUAGGAACCAGAGUUGUGGUCUGUAUCGACAUCGCCACGCGCAUCGGAGGAAAAAGAGCUAAACAUAUCAGCCUUUCUGGAAUCAAGAAUUUUCAAACAUUGGAAAUUGUGGGAUCAAUCAAGGCGAUCCAAUCGCCACGUUGCUUCCGUUGUUUUGCAUUAAAUAACUGUUAAUUCGUACAAUAAAAAAUAAAGAGGAAAAAAGUGCCAAUUUUCUUGUUUUUUCCCUGAUCCCAUCGGAGAUGAAACUGACAAGUAAUCAGAAUCAGAGUCACACCCUUUUUCAGGAAUGGGGGAAAAAAAAAGUACUUCCACGGAAAAACACAGACCGC
Messenger RNA from Radiomyces spectabilis, 1244 nucleotides. Its product is annotated as Rho GTPase activation protein. The record is from RefSeq and is a predicted model, not a curated record. The transcript has 3 exons. Bases 35 to 916 code for a protein of 293 amino acids. Gene Ontology annotation, biological process: signal transduction; activation of GTPase activity. Gene Ontology annotation, molecular function: GTPase activator activity. NCBI's taxonomy places the organism in Eukaryota, Fungi, Mucoromycota, Mucoromycetes, Mucorales, Radiomycetaceae.